GUCUUCUUCUUAUCUGGACUUCCUUUCGUAUGGCUUGAGAGGGUGGGAUGGCUGAGCAAUUACAAGAUUCAGAAGCGAAAGUUACUGCAAGCAUGGCUAGAAGCAUACAACUUUCAAGUAAUGCACGAUGUAGCUGAUGUUCAACCUUUUAAUUCAGCAGAAAGGAAAAAAGAAAGAAACAAAGAAAGAGAAAAAGGAUUUUACAGAGAAACCCCUUACUGCCUGUUCCACCAAUAGAUGUUUGAUAUUUUCGCUUCUGAACAUAUAAUCUACCUAAAGAAAGAGGAUAUCUAACCUUCUUUUCUUCAGUUACGAAAUUAAAUUAUCCUUCACUCGUACUGUAUGACACCUGCAUGUUUCGUAUCAUUUUUCUCACUGUAGCUCCAUUUUGUUUCCUUGUUGGACGCUUCUAUUUUGCUUAUUUUGCUCAGUCCCGGCCCGUGUGAUUGACUGUGAUUGAUAAUGCUGACUUCAAUAUAGGCAAAAAUUAACAGCCGUUCAGCUCAGGAAAAAUGUAUCAGUCGCUUAUUGCUGUAUCAUCUCGGUGUCAAUCUUCCAGUUAUGAUACUUUCAUACCCUGUCUUCAAAUACAUGGGCAUGCGAAGUAGUCUUCCCCUGCCGUCCUGGAGAACAGUUUUAUCUCAAAUAAUCUUCUACUUCAUUUUGGAGGAUUUUGUAUUCUACUGGGGCCACAGGAUGUUGCACACAAAAUGGCUGUACAAGCAUGUACACAGUGUUCAUCAUGAGUAUGCUACACCGUUUGGACUUACCUCUGAAUAUGCUCAUCCUGCCGAGAUACUUUUCCUUGGAUUUGCUACCAUUCUUGGUCCCGCCAUCACAGGGCCCCACUUGAUGACUCUGUGGUUGUGGGUGGUUCUGAGAGUCCUGGAAACAGUUGAGGCACAUUGCGGGUAUCAUUUUCCCUGUAGUCCAUCAAACUUCUUACCCUUGUACGGAGGAGCUGAUUUUCAUGACUAUCAUCACCGCCAGUUGUACACCAAGUCUGGAAAUUACUCGUCAACCUUCACUUACAUGGACUGGAUAUUCAGAACUGAUGUUGGUUACAGAAAGCUGAAGGCAUUGAAGAACGCAGUCUGUGAAGACAAUAGCGAGCAAAAGAAACAAUGAUAGCGAAUUUGAUCGGGGGAAGCUCAGAAAAUAGAUACUCAUUUUCAGGGCAUAUUCGAAAACUUGUGUCCCAUCAUUGCCUUGUGU
This is a messenger RNA of Neltuma alba, 1215 nucleotides long. RefSeq names its product methylsterol monooxygenase 2-2-like. The record is from RefSeq and is a predicted model, not a curated record. Gene Ontology annotation, molecular function: oxidoreductase activity; iron ion binding. Bases 562 to 1128 code for a protein of 188 amino acids. NCBI's taxonomy places the organism in Eukaryota, Viridiplantae, Streptophyta, Magnoliopsida, Fabales, Fabaceae. The transcript is spliced from 6 exons. Gene Ontology annotation, biological process: lipid biosynthetic process.